Molecule: messenger RNA, 727 nt
Organism: Cloeon dipterum
Lineage: Eukaryota; Metazoa; Arthropoda; Insecta; Ephemeroptera; Baetidae
Exons: 3
Coding region: 127-513 (128 amino acids)
Biological process (GO): RNA catabolic process
Cellular component (GO): ribonuclease H2 complex
Source: RefSeq, a predicted model, not a curated record
CCCCGAUAACAAAAACAACGGGAACAUAACUUGCAGCAGCAAGCAGCAGUUCAUCAAAAUUAAAUUGACAUCAAAGUGUCUUCUUCUGAUCUCCUUUCGCGAGUUUUCUUCACUUGAGUAUAGAAAAUGGAGCUAGUCUACGACGAAGCCGCUCCUGAGAGCAAGCAAGUUCACCUCUUGCCCUGUAAAAUUCACUACGACGGAGCCUCUAAUUUUUCAAAAUACGUCAACAUCGAAAAGAACGAGGAGAAUGAAAUGCAACAGACGUCAAUCCAUGGGAGGGCUUUGAAUGGAAAGCACGUAAAGCUUCCUGAAAAAUUCCAAGGACUGUUUGUCACCAAAAGCCAGUCAGCCUCUGAAAAAGCGUUUGUGACAAGCACUUUUGAGUCGUUCACCGCUUGGAAUUACGACAAACUGCCAAGCAAAAACGACGUCGCACAGAAGGUUUGGGAUUGGAUCAGCGUGUCAGAAGUGCUCCAUGCAGACGACGACAGCGACAAAGACUUAGAGUAGUGCAGCAGUUUUCACAUGUACAUACAUUUAACCGACUCAGGAGUUCUAUUUCGGAAAGAUAGAUGUGCACAAUCAUCUGGAUGAUGUGAGUGUGUGACUGUGGUGUUCUUUCAAGUGCUCAACUUAAGGUUAGUUCAACUGCAAGCAUCUCAAUCUACCUAUUUUUAUGAAAAUAUUAAAAUGUACAAAUCUAAGUUACUGGCGAUGUUUUAAA